Messenger RNA from Pyricularia pennisetigena, 1950 nucleotides. RefSeq lists its product as uncharacterized. The transcript is spliced from 2 exons. The coding region runs from base 1 to 1950 and encodes 649 amino acids. NCBI's taxonomy places the organism in Eukaryota, Fungi, Ascomycota, Sordariomycetes, Magnaporthales, Pyriculariaceae. Gene Ontology annotation, molecular function: protein binding. The record is from RefSeq and is a predicted model, not a curated record.
AUGACAAUUUGUAGAGCUUGCGCAAAGAGUGCCGGCCGCUCAGUCAUCAGCAUCCGGACUGUCAGCUACCUCUCGGGAGGUCGUGCUGGAGUUGGCGGCUCUUCGAGCUCGCAGGCCGUGAACUCUGCUGUAACAAGCUCGCCUCGGCCCCAGGAUAUCACCAGAGCCAUCAAAAAUUCGCCAAAUACAGACUCCUUUGGCGAGCGUAAAGAGGACCUCAACCGCAAGCUUCCAGAUAGCAAAAGCCUUGACUAUGCUGUGCGCAGGCACCUGGAGUUUCUUGGCGAUGAUCGCUUCAAGAUCGCCAGGCAUGUCUUGAGCACCCUACAGAGGGAUGCAUUCGACGAGGCCCUUCACCUUGUGCGCAAGAUUUCCAGGGCCGACCGAGACUAUAUGGUCUCUUGGAACCACCUUAUAAGCCAUCUUUUCCAAAAACAGCGGCUGAAUGCGGCAAUCAAGCUGUAUAACGAGGCCAAGAAGCGCGGCCAGACCCCCACCGCGCAGACAUAUACCAUCAUAUUCGACGGCUGCGCCGCUUCAGAACACCCAAAACAGGCAGUCGGCGAAGCGAUCAAACUUUACCACACAUUACUGCGGAGCGAGAGACUCCAGCCCAACACGAAACACCUCAAUGCUGUUCUCAAGGUUUGCUCACGUGCUGGAGACCAGGAGGCGCUUUUCAGCAUUCUGCAAACCGCCGAAGGCAACAGGAAGGCCGACAACCUCACGUACACCACUAUACUGAACUCCAUUCGUGUCAGGACAGCACCCUCGGCCCGGAAGCCUGAGCUGAAGGGCCUCAAAAAGGAUGAGCGAGAAGAUACCAGGCGCAUGGAGAUAGUGGUCUCUAUCCAGCGGGCAAAGGCCAUAUGGGAGGAGAUUGUGAGGUUAUGGAGGUCUGGCAAGCUCAUCUUGGAUGAAGAGCUUGUCUGCGCCAUGGGCAGGAUUCUCAAGACUGGUGACCGCGAAGCCAACAGCGAGAUACUCGCCCUCAUCGAGCAAGCUAUGAACAUUCCUAGGCUUGACAAGGCGCCUCUGCCGGCGCCACAACAGCCGACCGAGGGUAAGUCGGCUGUCGUAACAACCCGCCCAGUAUCAGGCAUGGGAUUUGCCACACCAGGCAGAAACACGUUGUCUCUAGUCCUGGAAUCUCUGGGCACCACCCGGCAGACCUCCCUUGCUGUCAGGUACUGGGAUAUAUUUGUCCAGGAACACGGGGUGAUACCCGACAGCGAGAACUGGUUUCGACUUUUCAGGACCCUAUGGAUUGGCAAGGCCAGCGGCAAGGCUGCCGAGUACAUCACACGGAUGCCGCCGCAGUUUCUCAGGCCCAGCACUGUGCACGUCGCCUUGGGGACCUGUGUCAGGGACAACUUGAACGAACUUGCCACGGCUAACGCGGAUAAGAUCCUGGCAUACGCCAUCCGGACACUAGAUGCUGUAGAUGCCAUGACGAUGCGCCACUAUCUGCAAGCAGUUCUCGGAAAUCACCAUCGUUUCAGGGUUAUGGAGGAGAAAGGCGACGUGCAGCAGUCGCAGGCCGAGCUCGGAAAGCAUUAUGCACAUGCGUUGCGGUCUCUCCAGGGUCCAUUGAUGAAGGCCACCAACAAUCUGGCGCACUACCAGGCGCCGAAGGGCCCUCUAAAAGGACGGGCGGCAGUCCAAUAUAACGAGUUCAGGGAGCUGGCCGCCACGGCGCGGCGCAUGAUAUCCGUCGCUGAUAAGAUCAUGAACCAAAAACUGGUCUCGGAUGGGAAGGACUUGAAAUGGAUCAAGGACCUCCGCGUUAAGAUGCAAAUUUUUGUCGAAUCGGUCUACGAGGGCCGCGAAAACCUCGAGCCCAAACUCCCGCCUAAGCCGGAUAACGAGCACCGUUAUGAUAGGGAGAGUUACCAUGAGCUUGACAGUCAUGAUUGGAGGAAGGCUGCCGCCGCCGAGGUAAAAUCCUAG